AUGGGUCUGCUCAGCGGCGCCGGUUCCGCUUUGCUCAGCGCCCCAGCGCUCAACUUUUACCACCACGACGGCUGGCGGCUGGCGUUCCGCCAUCGGCCUGCCGCCAAGGGCCACGAGCAGGACGCACCUCUGCUGCUCAUUCACCCAGUCGGCGUCGGCCUCUCUGCCUGGUUCUGGGAGCGAAUGAUGGACCGCUGGGACGGUGGCGCCGUGUACGCGCCAGAUCUCAUAGGCUGCGGCGCCAGCGAUGAGUGGGCUCCCGACGAGCGAGGCAUGUUCCUUCCUCUCGACUGGUCCCGCGGCGUGGAGGCGCUCUGGCAGCAGCACGUCCGGCAGCCGUGCGUUGUCGUGGCGCAGGGAGGGCUCGCGCCGGUCGGCGUGCAGCUCGCAGCGCGGGAAGCCGACGAUUGGAGCGGCGCAGCGGCCGUCUCUCGGCUCGUGCUCGCUGCGCCGCCGACGUGGGCCGACAUGACGACCGCCGUGCCCGAGGCGGAUCUGCGGCGCAACUACGACGCGCUCCGAUCUCCGCUCGGCGACGCUGCGCUCGGGACGAUCGAGAGCCGCUGGGCGAUCCGCACGUUCUCCGACCUGUUCCUCGGAAAGGAUCACCUGACUCAGGCGUGGCUCGAGGCGGCGGUGGCGGGCUGCGGCCAGCCACGACGCGCGCCCAUCCAGGCCUUCAACGCAGGCUUGCUGCAGGCGCGCUCCUUCGAGCCGGAGCUCACCUCGCUGCGGCAGCCCACCCUCGUGCUGGCCGGCAGGCGCACUCCCAUCGCCGCGGGGAUCGGACGCGUCCGGACGUGCCGGCUGGAGACGAUUCGUGGCGCCAACGUACUGCCUUGGGAGGCGCCCGCCGAGACGUGCGCGACGAUCGCGAAGUUUUGCGCGGAUUAG
This is a messenger RNA of Emiliania huxleyi CCMP1516, 894 nucleotides long. RefSeq lists its product as hypothetical. Bases 1 to 894 code for a protein of 297 amino acids. The transcript is spliced from 4 exons. The record is from RefSeq and is a predicted model, not a curated record. Lineage: Eukaryota; Haptophyta; Isochrysidales; Noelaerhabdaceae.